GCAAAAAAGGACAAAGAAGUAAUGAUCACGAGUCGUUUCAUCAAGAUGGUGAUCAAGCCUUAUAUGUUUGAAUGCAUACUUCUGAAUCCCAUACUGGUUGAUGAAUCCCGUGUGGAACUAUCGGGAAGUCAGGCACGGUUUGUACUCAAGAAAGCUGAGGCUCAAAUUUGGGGGCGUCUCUUAUCUGAAGAAAUGAAGGACAAACACAAAUUAAUUCAACUAAGAAAUGAGGCGAUCAUUGAACACCAAGAGCGGGAGAAGGCAAAACAGGAGGCUAAAUUGCAAGAAAUCAGAAAGGGAGAAAAGGAUUCAUUGAACAAAGUGAUGAAACUCGAAGCGGACGAGAGGGAACGGAUUGAAUCCGAAAAAAAAUUUGCCGGUGAGAAAGCGGUAGAGGAACUCGUUAAAAUACAUCAACAAGAACAAGAGGAAAAGGCUCAAUUGGAUCAAAAAAUCAUAGAGGCCCGGCAGCUUGCAAAUGAAAUAACGGAGCAACGUAUAAUGAUAACUAAAAGUCCCGAGGAGAGGAUUGCACUUUCAUUGAACGAAAAGCCGAUUGAACUUCCAGUACGAACAUCCACCAACAUAACGGUGAAUUUUACGCCGCGCAUUUUCCCCACUCCUGAACGCGAAUCAGUAAAACAAGAAGAAGAAGAGUGGUUGAAUAAACAGGCAGAGCACAGGAGAGCUAUGCUGAAAAAAGUUGUUGGUGAUCAAGAAAUGUCAGACAAGGAGUUAGAUCCACAGUGGCUACGGAAUAAAGGAGACACACUGUUUCGAGCGGGAGACUUUGAGGCUGCCGUCGAGGCUUACAGCAGAGCUAUUGAAAUCAAUCCGAAAAUGCAUUCAGCAUUUUCAAAUCGUGCCGCUUGUCAUUUGCAACUAAGAAACUUUUUCAAGGCUCUUGAAGAUAGCUCAACGGCACUGGAUUUAUGCGUCCCAGCAGUGCCACAAAAUCUACGCUCACGCGUUCGUGCACACGCUCGUCGUGCGGCAGCCUUUUGCAAUCUGAAGAUGUUCAAAGAAGGAUUGAUUGAAUACAGAGCUGCGCACCAGCUUGAUCCAUCGGACUCGAGCAUUGAGGCUGAUAUGCGAAAUAUCGAGAAGUACCUGAACCAACUUGCAGCCGCAUAAUUUCUGUCGCAAUUUUGGCCGUCUUAAUUUUAUUACGUCGUUUUCCAAUUUCGAUAAAGACCUCAGGUCUUGAAGUCUGUGAAUAUAUGUACAUAGUGAUAAAUAAAAGCGAGAGGCAUCUGUACCCAAAUAAAG
Molecule: messenger RNA, 1269 nt
Organism: Opisthorchis viverrini
Lineage: Eukaryota; Metazoa; Platyhelminthes; Trematoda; Opisthorchiida; Opisthorchiidae
Exons: 10
Coding region: 22-1134 (370 amino acids)
Biological process (GO): inner dynein arm assembly; cilium movement; outer dynein arm assembly
Molecular function (GO): protein binding
Source: RefSeq, a predicted model, not a curated record